UAAUUAAAAUUUUUUCAGAGCUCUGGCAUCAUGGAGCAGAGAAUCAAAAUGAAAGAACUCAAUGAGUUUAUAACUUGUAGUAUUUGUUCUGGAUAUCUUAUCAACGCAUCAACAGUCACGGAAUGUCUGCAUACAUGUACGUUGAAUGCUAGAAACUUCUAUAUAUAGACCAUUUAAAACAUAGCACAGUCGACCGUAUCUCGGUAUAUACCUCACCAACAAAACGUUUAUUGCAAAAUUGGUAUUUAUUUUAGUUUGUCGUAGUUGUAUUGUGAAACAUUUAGAAGAAAAUACACAUUGUCCAAAAUGUGAGAAAGUUAUUCAUCAUAGUCAUCCAAUGAAUUAUUUAAGGUACGUGCAUUGAAGGCAUAUGGUUCAAAUUUGGGCCGAACUUGAUGAUGUAAAGUCAAUGUUUGAACUCAUUUGCAGUAUGUUAGGUAUAUGAAAAGUUGGACGAUUGAAGUAGGCCUAAAUACCUAAUGUAUAUGUUUUGGUUUUGUUUCUUUGACUGAAUCAUAGCGAGUGCUGUCGUUAAUAUCACACCAUCGAAAUUAUCACAACUUUAAUUAUAAUUAUCACAAUCAUCACCAUGCAAUAACAUCACUAUCACCAUUAUCACCAUGCAAUGUCAUCACUAUCACCAUCAUUAUCACCAUGCAACCAUUAUCAUUACUAUCACCAUUAUCACCAUGCAAUGUCAUCACUAUCACCAUUAUCACCUUCCAUUAUCAUUACUAUCACCAUUAUCACCAUGCAUUGUUAUCACUAUCACUAUCAUCACCUUCCAAUAUCAUUACUAUCACUAUCAUCACCAUUAUCACCUUCCAUUAUCAUUACUAUCACCAUUAUCACCAUGCAAUGUCAUCACUAUCACCAUUAUCACCUUCCAUUAUCAUUACUAUCACCAUUAUCACCAUGCAUUGUUAUCACUAUCACUAUCAUCACCUUCCAAUAUCAUUACUAUCACUAUCAUCACCUUCCAAUGUCAUCACCAUAAUCACUAUGCAAUGUUAUCACUAUCACCAUGCAAUAUCACUAUCACCAUCAUUACCUUCCAAUGUCAUCACUAUUACCAUACAAUGUUGAACGUUAUCACUGUCAUCUUUAUCACUUUCCAAUGUCAUCACUAUCACUAUUACCACCAUGUAUCAUCACUAUCACCAUCCAUGAUCGCUUCCUCGCCAUCAUCAUUUCACUAUCAUUAUUAUCACGGACACCACCACCAUCACAUGACCAUCAUCAUCCCCAGUAUCACCAGCACCAUCAUUAUCACCAUACAGUUCAUACAUCACCAGUACCACUAGCUUCAUUAUAAUGUCAUUACCAUCAUUAUUAUCACCAUCUGCACACAUCCAUCAGUAUUGCGAUGACAAACCAUUUUCCCCCUUUAUUUCUUGCAGAUUAGAUAGAACAAUGCAAGAUGUAGUAUAUAAACUAGUCCCAAGUUUACAAAACAGUAAGUACAACUGCUGUGUUUUCGGAUUUUUUGCCGUUUAAUCGUUUCCAUGUAAUGAACAAUAUUGGAGUUAGGGUAAAUUGUUUUUGAGUAACAACAGGAUUUAAAUGUGGUCUAAAUUCUUGCUUCGCGUCGUUUGUAGCCUAUCAGUUAAGAUAAGUUUGUAAGAUGUCAGUUCCAAAUUGCUGUUUCAUCGUUUGUCAAGUAUCGGUUAGGAUAAUUUGUAUGAUGUAGUCAGUAGGAAAUACAGGCAAAUGUACGUAGCAAUCACCAAUAUUCCCAAGGUUUGAUAAAGGAUGCAACUUUCUGAAAAUACAGAAAAAAGUUGGGGAGUUUCGAAUGUCCAUCAGAAAGUCAGUUAACCAAAUUCCGACCCUCUAAUAAUAAGAAUAUCAGUGCUCAGUAAUUAAGAAUAUAGUAAAAUUAAGAAUAUUUUUAUGGCUGUUUAAUUCUUCUUCAAAAAUAUUUGUGUUUGUAAGGAGAGAAGAAGCGAGAAGACAAAUUCAAAAGAAAAAACAAUCCAACGGCAAAAAGUAAAGGUAUGUUUGGAUUUUGUACACUUGCCGUAUUUAAAUUGAACAGGAAACUGUGCAUCCUUCUGACGUCAGGGGCGUAGCCACGGGGGGAAAUGGGGGCUCCGGACCUCCCACGCCCCUCCACUUUUCUUCAGGACCAAUUUUGUAAAAACUGAGGAGAGACUAGAGGGGGCGUAACCUCGUAAUGUUUUCAUCUCUGACAUAAAAUUUACCAAACCUGUGGCUUUCAUAAAACCUAUCUAAAAUUUUCAAUAAAAGUCAUAACAAUAGAUAUAUUUUUUGUAUCGGAACACACUAUAUCAUCAUUUGCAAAAAUAUUGUGCGGUUGUUCUUAUGUCCCUUAUCUAGCCAAAAGUCACAACUCUUUGUUAAGCAAAUCAUAUAAACGCAAAAAUGAUUACCACAGGAAUGAUGAACAAGUUGCAAUUUGUCUGGAAUGUCAAAGGUAAUUUUUCUUUAUUUUAAGAAACUGAGAAAACUAUAGAAUACUGUAUGGAACAUUGUUUCCUAGCCUUUUUUUCCGAAGGUGAACAAACCAGGAUUAAUAUCGUUAUUGUUUCCCAGUCACGUCUCUCAAAGAUCCACCCUGCUGGCAGAGCCUAUUUCGCGAAGUAAAAUAGGCUCCGCCAGCAGGGUGUCAAAGAUCAUGGGAAAACCAGGAAACAUAUUGUUCCCUAGGCUACAUUUACAUUAUACUGGAUAGCUUGCGGCAGCAGCGCGAAAAAGCACCUGUCCGAUACGGAAUGUACAUUACAAUAUUCAGAAGCUGAGCGAAACAACAUCUCUCCGUUGUAAUAAUUCCUUUGAAAAUAACGUUCUUAAAAGGUACGGAUAAGUGUUUUUUACAUUUACAGUACACGUAAUCUUAAUUAGCAUUAUUUAUCAAUGUAUACUUCCCGUAGGUGGGCAAACUGGGUGCACUUUCAUGAUAGGACGCUGCUGGCCAGUGCUAUAGGUUCGGUAUGCUUGGCUGCUCGCCCAGCACACCCUAAAAAAACUUGUUUGAUCCACAUAAAUAACUGAGAUCAUCUGAUAAUCUGCAUUACAUUUUUAUAUAUUUCUUCAGUAUUUAAGGUAUUGACUGUUGUGUCUUUUGUAGGCUGCCUGAGAACAAAAGGUCAAUACAGGUUGGGUUCUUUAAUAUUUGUCCUCUUUGAACUGCAUAAUGUUAUCAAUCCACUGAAUUAAAAACGUUUCUGUAUUUUAGCCACUGAAAAGAAAGUAUCUAAGAUUGUCAUCGCAAGCAACUGUCCAAAUUCUUAGAAAAUAUGUUGCAAAGAAAUUAAAAUUAAAAAGUCACACAGAUGUAAGUAUAUAUAAACAACAAUAAUAAAAACAUUGUUACGGCACGAGUAACUUAUAUUGUGAUUUUCCCUGAUUACUACUGUAAUUUAUACUAAUGUUAAAGUAAAAAUGAAAAAGCUAUUAGCCCAGAGCAAACUACACACUUAAAAAUCUCAUAUCUUGUAGCAUUUGCCAACAAGCCAUCAACAAGUUGUGUUCGCACUGCUUGUCCCAAGUUGUCAACAAGUUUGGAAGAAGCUGUUAACAACUUGUAACAACCUUGUUGAUAUUGUCAGAUUCGUUGCAGGGUUGUGAACAAGCAAUGCGAACACAACUUGUCGACAGCUUGUGAACAGAUUUGUGUAACAACUUUUUUGCAGACCUGUACCAACUUGUGCGUUAUUAGGUAAGGAACAACGUGAUCAAUCCGGGGGGGCGGAGAGGACGCGCCAUUUGGGCGGCAUACGUAAUAUAAUCUAUAAUAAAUUACGUCAUUUGGCCGGCUUCGUGCCCCGUCCCCCAACGCACACUUUUUGGAAUGGGUUUUCACAUUUGAUAAGGAACAUUGUUUCAUAUCCAUCCAUGUUUUCCGAACGUAGGAAAACUAGCGACAUUGUGUCUGCAAUUAAGAACUCAAACUUGCAUGGUAAAGGAAUAUGUUUUUUAAGUUUGUUAGAAAAUAUUUUUGCUUUCUUGGUUUCCAAGGGUGGGAAAACGGUGGAUGAGUCCAGGGUGGGUCUGUCACUGUGUUUCCUAGCUUGUCCUUUAAGAAGCUUCUUCAUAUAUGUGUACUUAUUAGAAAAUCGUUUAUUUUAUGCCAUUUAGAUAGAUAUAUUUUGUAAUGAAGAGCUAUUAGGCAAAGAUCAUACGUUGAAAUUUAUCAUUCUUACACGAUGGAAAUUCAAG
Messenger RNA from Paramuricea clavata, 4182 nucleotides. NCBI's taxonomy places the organism in Eukaryota, Metazoa, Cnidaria, Anthozoa, Malacalcyonacea, Plexauridae. The record is from the annotation of a GenBank genome assembly.